Molecule: messenger RNA, 957 nt
Organism: Leguminivora glycinivorella
Lineage: Eukaryota; Metazoa; Arthropoda; Insecta; Lepidoptera; Tortricidae
Exons: 2
Coding region: 1-957 (318 amino acids)
Source: RefSeq, a predicted model, not a curated record
AUGACAUGCGGGGUUCCCCAGGGCUCUGUGCUGGGUCCCCUUCUGUGGAACCUCGGCUACGACUGGGUGAUCCGAGGGGUGCAGCUUCCCCGCAUGAUCACCGUGUGCUACGCGGACGACACACUGGUGGCCGUACGGGGAAAGGAGCUGGACGAGCUACUCAGGAGGGCGGCGGUGGCGACCGAGCUUACGGUGCAACGCAUAAAACUCCUGGGGCUACGAGUCGCCCUGCCAAAGACCGAGGCCAUGGUCCUCGGACGGACGAGAGGGUGGGGACAGUUGCCGGAGGGCACUUCAGUCAGGGUGGGAGCGGUAUGCCUCCUCGCCAGCACUCCACCCUGGGAGUUGGAGGCAGAGGUACUAGCGGAGAGAUACCGACUGAGGGCAGAAGCCAGAGGGCGUGACGAGCUCCCGGACGCGGAGGAGGCCGAAAGAACGUCAAGAGCAGCCGCGGAGCGCCUGCGUCAGAGGUGGAGGGUUACCUUGGAGGAUAGCCACUAUGGAACCCGAACUAUAGAGGCUAUUCUCCCAGUAAUGGACAGGUGGGUUGAUCGGAGGAAGGGCGCCCUGACUUAUCGGGUCACGCAGAUAGUGUCCGGACACGGGUGUUUCGGACACUAUCUGCAUAAAAUACAGAGAGAACCGCGGCCUCAGUGCCACGAGUGCGGUGUGGCGGACGACACGGCCCAACACACUCUGGAAGAGUGCACUCGUUGGGCCGUGGAAAGAGCUACCCUCAGGGCAGAGACGGGAGCGGCGGACCUCUCGCUACGCGGCGUAGUAGAGACUAUGCUGGGUAGCGAGAGAAAAUGGAAGGCGGUGGCCUCCUUCUGCGAAGCAGUCAUGUCGCGGAAGGAGGAAGCAGAGAGAGAGCGAGAGGCAGCUGUUGACGCUCCUCCGCUACGACGAAAGCGGCUGGGUCGAAGGCGGAGAGCGUACGCUCGCCUCGAGCCCUAG